Messenger RNA from Tuber aestivum (summer truffle), 528 nucleotides. The record is from the annotation of a GenBank genome assembly. NCBI's taxonomy places the organism in Eukaryota, Fungi, Ascomycota, Pezizomycetes, Pezizales, Tuberaceae.
ACAACAGACGCACACACACUUUUCUUACUCCCACACACACACUCCCCCAAGUCCGCAAUGCUCUCUCCCUCGCUCUUUUCCCUCCCUCUCUUUCCCUGCCUGUACUCCCAUACCGGUACGCUUCCUGUAUUCCUCCCAAAGCCUCUCUCUUGCUUAUCCUCCUCCCCCCCCUCUCAGUGCUCUCACCACUUUCCCAAACUCAAACCUCCAGUCCGCCACAGCCUUCUCCUCUUAUUUCUUCUACCCCCUCCCGCACCCCUCUUCAUUCACAUUCAAAAGCACACACGAGCCAUCCAGGCAAAGUUUCCAUUAUCGAUACGGUCCGGUGUUGUUUGUUAUAAUCUAAUCAUCGCCACCCUCCUUCGUCCAUCUUUCCUACCACUUCAUCUCUCCUUGCCUUGCGUUGUGCCGCCCUUAAACCCACAAAUUCCGACACCGGCAAAAGAAAACAAGUCUCCACUACCAGGCAUUCACAUUUCAACUCACUCCCUCGGGCAGCUUUUCCUGGCGAUAGCAUCAACUCCCCCA